Xylaria bambusicola is the source of this 2133-nucleotide messenger RNA. Its product is annotated as aromatic amino acid aminotransferase-like protein. Gene Ontology annotation, molecular function: L-2-aminoadipate:2-oxoglutarate transaminase activity; aromatic-amino-acid:2-oxoglutarate transaminase activity; pyridoxal phosphate binding. The transcript is spliced from 5 exons. Lineage: Eukaryota; Fungi; Ascomycota; Sordariomycetes; Xylariales; Xylariaceae. Gene Ontology annotation, biological process: L-tyrosine biosynthetic process; aromatic amino acid catabolic process. The coding region runs from base 389 to 2032 and encodes 547 amino acids. The record is from RefSeq and is a predicted model, not a curated record.
CAGGUGGUCACGUCAAAGGGCGUAUGUGUAAAAGAAAGCAGGAUCGCGCCCAUAACAAUUCAUUCAAGCUGUGUUAAGUUGGACCAAGUCAUAUAAUUGGCUUCCCAAGCUUUGACUCAACAUGUCUCAUGUGCAGAUUAUGCAGAAGGUACUUCCCAGGGCGCCGCAAGGAUCGCCGCUGCCUUCCGUUACCGCCACCAGCUCACUUACAUAUUCGUAAACGCCCGUUCAUUCGUCAUCCACCAGCAUUAUCACUGCCCUUCUUUUCCAGACUCUGCCAUACUUCUACCUACCGCUCUUAUCCUUGAAUUCUAAGAACGCACGUCCCUUUAGCCCUGCUAGAUUCUAUUAUCUUUGAAAUCAAGUAGAUGCACAGCCCAGACGCACUAUGAAUGGGGCUCUUGUGAAUGGGACGGCGUCAUUACCUGCCACAACCCAGCAAGAUCCGUCUGUCCAGAAAUUGGCAGAAGAGCCGCUCAAUUUAGCUGGUAUCGCGGCUCGCAGGGCCAAAGCUGGAAAGCUAAUUGCCGGGACUGCGGCGUACUCGGAUAGUGAUAUGUUCAAGAGCCCGCACGCAUUUGACCAACCGAAAGCAAAGCGGUGGGAUCAUAUCCUAACUGACGAUGUAAUCUCUCGGCAGCCUUGCGCUUUAAAACAAGCAGCAAGGUUCCUAAAGAAACCUGGCAUGUUAUCACUUGGUGGUGGACUGCCAUCGUCAGAUAAUUUCCCUAUAGAAUCAAUAAGCAUGCAUGUGCCACAAGCACCACUCUUCGACAAAGCUUCUACUGAGACACCGGAGAGUAUUGCCACUAUUGGUAAGCAUGAUAUUAGGGACAAAGAUGGUGUCUUCGACCUUGCCGUUGGCCUCAACUAUGGGCAGUCUAUAGGAUCUGCGCAAAUGUUGCGCUGGGUGACCGAGCACACCGAACUCGUCUCCCGCCCUCCUUACGCGGACUGGCGAUGUGCACUAAGUAUAGGCAGUACAGGCGCACUAGAUUCGGCAUUGCGCAUGUUCUGUGACCGCAACCGGCGCGACUCCGUGCUCACCGAGGAGUAUAGCUUUUCCACAGCGCUGGAGACUAUUCAUCCGUUAGGUAUCAAGAUUGUUGGUGUGCGUGUGGAUGAGCAAGGUCUUCUACCUGAUAGCUUAGAUGAAACUCUAAGUAGCUGGGACGAAAUUGCCAGAGGUGCUAGGAAGCCUACGGUACUCUACACAGUGCCGUCUGGUCAGAACCCGACUGGCGCGACGAUGGGAGCGCAGAGACGCCAAGAUGUCUAUAAUGUGUGUAGAAAACACGACAUAUUUAUCUUCGAGGACGAGCCUUACUACUAUCUGCAGAUGCCACCGUAUGACAAGGCGAAGUCACUUGCCCGACCUGGAGCCGUCGACAGCUCCUCAAACCAAGACCCGGAGGAAUUCCUGAAAACUCUCAUCCCAACCAUGCUGAGCAUUGACAUCGACGGGCGUGUACUGCGCAUGGAUUCCUUCAGUAAAGUCAUAAUCCCGGGCUCCCGGAUGGGCUGGAUCACAGCGAGCGAACAGGUUAUCGAACGCUACAUUCGACUCCAGGAAUGUGUAGCCCAGGGCCCAUCUGGCCUAUCCCAAGUAUUAUUAUACAAGCUACUCGAUGAGACAUGGGGUCACGAUGGAUAUCUGAGGUGGCUGGUGAAUCUGAGAAGCGAGUACACCCGGCGAAGAGACACGCUGCUCGACGCCUGCGAGAAAUAUUUGCCUAAAGACGUCGUAAGCUGGACCCCACCGACCGCGGGUAUGUUUCAUUGGCUGCACGUAGACCACAGCCGUCAUCCACACGCUGGACAAAAGACGAUACUCGAGAUUGAGGAAGAAAUAUUCGAUUCUUGCGUCGAGCGCGGAGUCCUCGCUUGCCGCGGCUCGUGGUUUUCUGCUGAGAGAGACGUCGAGCCUACCGGCCUCUUCUUCCGCACUACGUUCGCGGCAGCGUCACAGAGUGAUAUGGAUGUCGCCGUGAAGCGCCUGGGAGAAGCCAUCCGGGCCAGCUUCGAAAUAUAGGUAAGGAUCUGGACGUACCGACCAGGGCAGAAUGUCAAGUCCCUGAGACCUGCUGGCUGGUGGUACUGGCGUAUGAGUGUCUGUCAGUUUCGACUAAAGGG